CGCCCGGCCCUGCGCUGGCGAGUAUGCUGUUGGUUUUCCGGGGCGCGUUGUUGUCUGAGAGUUAACAGCCGCCCCGGUGACGCGGUCUCACCCCGGAGCGCCCGGGGCGCGGCCAUGCACCGGCGCGGAGGCCAGAGAGUAGCGCUCUGAGGCCCCGGCCCCGCGGCCCUCCCUGCAGGGAUGUUCAAAAAUGAGUACCAGGGGGGGCCAUUUGUUGAAAUCUUCAGUGCCCAGGGCAAAAAUCCUGGAGCAAAAUGGAAGAUCUUUGGCAGUCCAUCUGUAAUUUGGAAAGAGUUUGAUAAAGAAGUUAAAAGUUUUGUCUUUGUCCUUGAAGGCAGUAGCCAGACCAACAAAAUUCAGUUACCGAAGGAGAAUAAACAAAUUCUUGGCCUGAUCCAGCGGUUUCUUGUACUUCAGAUUUACGUGCCCCUGGGACAAGACUUCUCUACUGAAUUGCUGAUAACUGAUUUAGGGAACAUUAAAAGAAGAUUGUAUUUAUCAACAGUCCAUAAGGAGCUUUCUGCAACCCCUCUCCAUGCAAAAAUUCCACUUUUUAUGAUCAAGCGCAAAAUUUGGUGCAAUCUGUGCAUUGACUUGGUGGCCUUCACGAGUGACAUCUUCAAGGGAGCCGUGUUCCAGUCUUUGGACGGAAUCAUUGUCUCGGCACACUGCAAGCUCCGGAUCUUCACGCUGAAGUCCAGACCUCGAGACACUGUUGACGGAGAUGAUAUAUACGAUGCUCCCUUUACAACAGACGGGCCUACAGGUAUCAUUCCUCGAAGCUGCCAGUUAACUACAGACGUACCUCAAGUCACCCAGCUGCUAAAUAUGACUAAGCUUCGCCAAACAGAAAUGAAAUUUGGAGGCCAGCCCUUAACAUCAGCAGAGCCAGAUCAGUUUAUUAACAGAGGCUCAGGCAGUGCACGAAACAGUAGGAAUCAAGAUGUCUCUCACAUUGCAUUUGGAUCCAAGGUGCUUGGACCACCUCCACCUUCUGGUAGAAGACAUAGCAUAAGAACAUCUAGAGAGGCUGUAAAAUCCAGAAGUAGCAGAACUUGCCAGCAGCCUACUGUAGAAAAAUGUACUAACUGGUCAGAAAUGUCAAGCCUGCAGUUCUAUGAGUCAGAAGAACAAGGAGACAAAGAAAAUAUUCAUCUAGAAAAGCAGAUUACACCUAUUAAUGCUGAUCUCCGUGUUAUGCAUCCACAUCCCCCUCAAGAACCGUCGGCAGAUAAGAGUAAUAGUAGACGAAGACUAAAAAGCACCAGCAAAGACAGAACAGAGACGCCCAGUGGGAGCUCCUCAGGAAACAGCCGUAAUGAAGAUACAACACCAGCCAAGCUCACCACUGUAUACCAUCAAAGAAUGAACAGCGCAGUGACAUUAAAUGUCUCCAGUCAUCAGCAACUAUCUCCUCAUCAGACAGAUGAGUGGGUAUUUCCUGAAAAUUACAGAGAUCAUUUUCCUUUGGACUGCAGCAAACAAUCCAUAACCCUGGAAGACAAUUCCUGCAAUAAUUCACACCAGUUGCCAGAAAACAGCAAAGAAAAUGAAAAUAGCAGUCAAGGAGAAGAAACCCAAAGUGGUCCAGAUGAGGUUUUUACAUUUUCCUCAAGGCCGAGGCCCUUGCCUCAUGGACGGCGUCAGACUGUGUGUGCAGAAGGGAGCCCCUUUCCGAUGGAUCCACAGGAGGAGCACGGUGGGAAGAGGAGAGGAGCCCCACUGGAAGAUGACUUUUGUGGAUGCACCAGCAGCGAAGAGGAGUAUGACUGGACAAACUACGAGCCGAGCCAGAUGAGUGAAUCUGAGCUGCAGAUGCUGGCCAGCAUGAGAAGGCAGCAGACUGAAGAACUGGGAGAUAUCGGGGCCUCUCAUGGUCUGAGCGCGUCUCAGGUUGACAAUUGUAAUGUCAGCAUCAGUAGCAGCAGUGACGAUACCACCACCUGGAACUCCUGCCUUCCACCACCUGUCAAUCAAGGACAUCACUAUCAGAAAGAAAUGGAUCCUCCUUCUCCUAACCCUCGGGAUUGGUUAAAUGUGUUCAGUCCACCUAUUGUGCCCCCCAGCCAGCAGCCUGCAGAGCACCUGGAUUCCCCAGAAAGUCUGAGUGUUCAAGGUGAAGAUGACUUAAGUGCCGAAGAGGACGAGGAAGUGCUGACUCUGCUGUAUGACCCGUGUCUAAACUGCUACUUUGAUCCCCAGACCGGGAAGUACUAUGAACUAGCUUAACCUGUUGUCUGGGGCCCAGGAGGCGGCCUCCUCCAGCAGGACAGCGCCUUGUCAGGUGUUCCCCAGCAAGCGCGUGUGCACUGUGUGGCCACACUUUGAACCAGAAUACUUUGGCACAGAAUCAAACAUGUUUGUAAGUACCACUGAAUGUUCAGAAAUAGCUACGUCAUUUUUACAGAUUUAUGUUCAUUUAAAACCUUGUGGAGGACAGAAUCUUAAGACGAUGGGGGCUUUUUCUUAUUUGUUCUGUAUCAAAUAGAUGAUUUUGUUUACUUCCUAUUAUAAUUCUUAUGUAAACCAAUUAAGACUUAUUAAUUCAUAUGUUUUGCAGUGUUAAUUUGUAAAUGAUGGCUUGAUAUCUGGAAACUGUAUUCUUUUCUUACUUAUUGGGGCACCUUAUAUUUUAUUACGUAUUUGUAUGACCAGAAAGAAAAUAAAGUAUGAUAGUCAAAGGAAA
Messenger RNA from Phascolarctos cinereus (koala), 2686 nucleotides. Lineage: Eukaryota; Metazoa; Chordata; Mammalia; Diprotodontia; Phascolarctidae. The record is from RefSeq and is a predicted model, not a curated record.